Molecule: messenger RNA, 2433 nt
Organism: Rhincodon typus (whale shark)
Lineage: Eukaryota; Metazoa; Chordata; Chondrichthyes; Orectolobiformes; Rhincodontidae
Gene: ndrg4
Product: NDRG family member 4
Exons: 16
Coding region: 542-1663 (373 amino acids)
Biological process (GO): brain development; positive regulation of ERK1 and ERK2 cascade; signal transduction
Cellular component (GO): cytoplasm
Source: RefSeq, a predicted model, not a curated record
UGUGCAUACGAAUAUACAACUUUCAUUAUUUUAUUGAUUCAUUUUGUUCAACUAAUUUAUAUGUAUACAUUUUUUAAAAAGAGGCCACAAUAAAUAUGGGGCUGGGGAGAGAUGUAAGCAGGACACAAUUUUAACUUACUUGAAACCCAUCCAGUUAAUGAAUUAUCUGUAUUUGCCUGUAUCUAUUUUGUCAUUUAUUUUUGAGUAUAGAUAACACAUCAGCUUAUUCAAUUCUUCAGAAUGACUGUUAGUCACUGGUGUAUUUGUGUAUUGCUGAAUUGAGUGGCUGUGAAUGUUUUGCUGUUAAGUGGAGACGGGGUCUGAACAUCACGAAUAUCUGCCAGUGAUUCUGUAAGGGUGGAUGUCUUCUGGCUUCUCUCAGUCUGUGGUCACUGAGGCAGGGCUGUCUCCCGCCCCGAGUAAGUGACCGAGAACCUCCUCACUGUGUGAAACCCACAGUGGCCCGGGGACGAUCUCCAUUCUGCGGCAGGUCGCCUGGAACCGGGAUUUUAAACCGGGAUUUGACUGGCACAGAUUGGAAAUGGCUGGACUGCAGGAAUUACGAAUGACAGAGGAGAAGCCUCUGCUGCGGGAGCAGAUGUCAGUGGAUACUUGUGAUAUGUUCUUGCCUCCCAUGGACUCCGACUGGCAGGAACAUGACAUUGAAACCCCCUAUGGGAUGUUGCAUGUGGUGAUACGUGGUGCACCAAAAGGAAACCGCCCGGCAAUCCUGACCUAUCAUGAUGUUGGGAUGAACCAUAAACUCUGCUUCAACACAUUCUUCAACUUUGAGGACAUGCAGGAAAUCACCAAGCAUUUUGUCGUGUGCCAUAUCGAUGCUCCAGGUCAGCAGACAAAUGCCUCGCAGUUUCCUUCAGGGUACCAGUUCCCGACCAUGGACCAGCUGGCUGCUAUGUUACCAAGUGUGGUUCAACAUUUUGGAUUUAAAAGUGUUGUUGGGAUUGGAGUGGGAGCUGGAGCCUAUAUCCUUGCCAAAUUUGCUCUGAUUUUCCCAGAUAUGGUUGAGGGGAUGGUCCUCAUCAAUAUUGACCCCUGUGGAAAGGGCUGGAUUGACUGGGCAGCAACAAAGCUCUCAGGUUUGACCAGCUCACUUCCUGACACCGUCCUGUCGCAUCUCUGCAGUCAGGAGGAACUGAUGAACAAUACGGAGCUGGUGCAGAGCCUCCGACAGCAGAUAGGAGCUAACGUCAACCAGAGUAAUCUGCAGCUCUUCUGGAACAUGUACAACAGUCGCAGGGAUCUGGAAAUGAACAGACCUGGAACUGUGGCCAAUGCUAAGACUCUGCAGUGUCCAGUGAUGCUGGUUGUGGGGGACAAUUCCCCAGCAGAGGAAGGUGUGGUGGAAUGUAACUCCAAGCUGGACCCAACUCAGACAACUUUCCUCAAGAUGGCUGAUUCUGGUGGUCUGCCUCAGAUCACACAACCUGGAAAACUGACAGAGGCAUUCAAGUAUUUUCUGCAGGGCAUGGGCUACAUGGCAUCUGCCAGUAUGACUCGCUUGGCUCGUUCUCGUACAGCCUCCCUGACCAGUGCCAGCUCGGUAGACGGAUACCGUCCACGAAUCUGCACUCAAACCAAUAGUAGUGACAGUGUGAGCCAAGUGACUCAGAACAUCUCACACACUAUGGAGGUGUCUUGCUAAAAGGUGAUGGAAUAUAGAAAAAAAAACCAUGAGGCUGUUACUCCCUCACACAGUUCUUGGUAUUACUCUUGGUGUGGAACCAGUUAAGACAUAAGAGUAGAGAUUGCUUCACUUCUCUGCAGUGGAGCAGUCUGUGAUUUUUCUAGUCUAACAAAUAAAAGGCUGUCUACAGCAUUUUUUUUUUUCUUGCAUGGUUGCAAUCAUUGUGAGUUGUCAUUUGAUAGUUGCCUGAGCUUCUCCAAACUGUUAGCAGGCCUUCAUUUAGUCCUGUAUUACUCCAGCCAAUCAUUGCUAUGGUACGUAUUAGGGACUGUGCCAAUGUAAUAGUAUUAAGUUAUUUGUUUAACUUGUGCAGUGGAAAGGCAUCACAGUUUGAGCUGUUUAAAUGUGGAGGCAUUUCCUAGUUAAUUAACUGUUCUAGAUGUUCCUUAUGCUUUCUGUAAUAGAGGGUGCAAUAGCUGCUCUAUUUACUGCAGAUGUAGUGCAUCAGACUCCAUUAUUCAGUGUUUUGUAGAUACUUUUAUUCUCUCUCCCCCUCAACUUCAGUUUGUAAAAUUAUAAAAUGAAGAGGUCAGAGUUUGCUGUGAGUUUCGUGUUCUGAUCUUUGUGAUAAUCGUAGUGCUGUUGAGAUACUUUUUUUGUAUAGAAUUUAUCCUUUGUUGUGGUUGCUGUUGAUCUAAUACUUAACCACGGCUGUGAAAACCACUCUCACUAUUAAUGUACUUAAUUACUAUGUUUAAGAAAGUAAUAAAAUCAAUAUGGAACAAAAA